Messenger RNA from Colletotrichum scovillei, 922 nucleotides. RefSeq lists its product as uncharacterized. The transcript is spliced from 4 exons. Bases 1 to 861 code for a protein of 286 amino acids. The record is from RefSeq and is a predicted model, not a curated record. NCBI's taxonomy places the organism in Eukaryota, Fungi, Ascomycota, Sordariomycetes, Glomerellales, Glomerellaceae.
AUGCAACCGUACUUGGCUCGGCCCGGUCAGGAAACCGGAGUCUUUUACAUACCCAUAGCAAACCUGCCUUUCGACACAAAUUGGAGGCAAUUCAAGGAUUGGCUCCGCGAAGGUUGUGUGGUCGACCAUGUUCAAAUCUUUGGACCUAGUACGUCUGGCUGGAUUAGGGUGUUGGGCCAACACAAUUUCUAUGGUGCCUGUGAUCGCCUGAAGGAGGGCGUGUUCCACGGCAGGCGGAUCAUGUUCGACGAUCGUAACAUGUCAAACCCCAUCAUGAUAAAGGAUGUUGAGGUGAACGAGAACUCAGCAUCUACACGCACGAGAUCGCAGAGGUCUGAAUACACAGAUCCAAACUCUCAACAGACUAGCCCGUAUUCGUAUGAUUCCUAUCCAGAAGCAUCGUAUUCUCAGUGGGACCAGAAUAAUUGUGGUUUUCGUCGAGACUACAGCACUCAACAGCCAGCCAUGCGUUAUGCAGACGACGGUUUUAGUACGGGCACGUACUCUACUUCCUCUGGCCAAACCGACACCACCUUCCAGGCCCUAGGUACUGCACGAAGCACUUCCGACGCACUCGGUGUGAAGGACUGGAAUAGGUACAAGAGCGACUCAUUUUUCAUCGGCGAAGGAAUCACCGGAGGACAACCACAAAAGCCAGUGUCUCGUCCAAAGAAGAGCGGCGACUCGGCAAAAAAGAAGAGAUCGACCGAGAAGUCCAAAACAUCAGCAACGCCCAACUCGAAUAGUAAUCAACCAUCAGGCGAUUCGUCAUCUUCUCACCAAUCGCAAGCAUCAAAGAAACUCCCGUUGAUUGCUAACGGCAGCAAGCCUCCAUCAAAGUCCAAGGAGAAAAAAGGGUGAUAGGAAGGCACCUUGCCACUGAUUUCAACAACUGAAUGCGCCUCAGAUGACAUAUCCCCAG